AUUGCAGGAAUGAACAGAAACAUAAGCACUAAUUUGUCAUUUAACUUUUUAAAGCCUUUGACUGAGAAGUUGUUGUUGCUGCAGAUCCUGGUUGGAAGUUUCCUUUACAUUAAUUGCUUAAUGAUAUUCACAUUUCUGAAAAAAGGUGUAUUUAGAGAAGAAACCAGAUAUAUUUUGUUUGCACAAACACUUUUUGUGGACACUGCUUUCCUUUUGGUAGCAGACUUGCUUUCAGUUGGAACUUUUUUACAGUACCCCGUGAACAUGGUUAUUUGUUCUCUUAGUUUUUUAAUUCAGAAUUUUUUUACAUGCUGUACCCCUCUGACUUUGGUAGCUAUGUGUCUGGAACGCUAUGUUGCUAUAUGCAUGCCUUUGAGAUAUGCUGACAUCUCCACAACUAAGAUAAGGUUAUAUGGGCUUGUUAUCAUAUGGAGUAUCAGUUCUAUAAUUCCAGCAUUCAGUUUUAUAGGAUAUUGGGUAGCAGCCCCACCUGUUACUCUGUACUCCUAUGAAGUGUGUAAUGCAGAGGUUGUCUUAGUCAAAGAAUGGCAGGCCCAUGGUCGUGCUGCGAUUUAUGUUAUACUUUUUUUUGUUAUGGUCAGCAUCAUUGUAUUCACCUAUAUCCAAAUACUGAUUGCAGCCAGAGCUGUUGCUUCUGAGAAAAAAAAAUCAACUAAUAAGAGCCUGAGAACUGUGCUGCUUCAUGGUGCUCAAUUGUUUUUGUGCAUGAUGCAGUUUUUUAACCCAUAUAUAGAAAUGGCAUACUGGAAUGUUGAAGAAAUGACACUUAGAAAUAUAAAAUAUUCUAAUUUAAUUGUUUUUUUGUUUGUACCACGUAGUCUUAGUCCUUUAAUUUAUGGUCUAAGAGAUGAAAAAUUCUUCUAUGUUUUAAGACAUUAUGCUUUGUUUGGUACAAGCUUCUCAACAUUAAGUGAAAUAAAACAAUAUAAAAUAAGACCAAUUUAA
This is a messenger RNA of Clarias gariepinus (North African catfish), 966 nucleotides long. RefSeq names its product odorant receptor 131-2-like. Gene Ontology annotation, biological process: G protein-coupled receptor signaling pathway. The record is from RefSeq and is a predicted model, not a curated record. Gene Ontology annotation, cellular component: membrane. NCBI's taxonomy places the organism in Eukaryota, Metazoa, Chordata, Actinopteri, Siluriformes, Clariidae. Gene Ontology annotation, molecular function: G protein-coupled receptor activity. The coding region runs from base 10 to 966 and encodes 318 amino acids. The transcript has a single exon.